Messenger RNA from Mauremys mutica (yellowpond turtle), 1915 nucleotides. RefSeq names its product chromosome 8 C1orf52 homolog (gene C8H1orf52). NCBI's taxonomy places the organism in Eukaryota, Metazoa, Chordata, Testudines, Geoemydidae. The coding region runs from base 253 to 888 and encodes 211 amino acids. The transcript has 3 exons. The record is from RefSeq and is a predicted model, not a curated record.
GGCCCGGGGAGAGCACGUCCGGGGUGCCCGCCCCCUCGCGGGCAGUGGGACCCUGUGUGCGAGGGAGCCGCAGCUCAGGGGACUGCGGGGCAGCUCCCCGGGCAAGGGCGGCGCUGCUGGCUGCCCGGCGGGCGACCACGUGAGGGAGCCUGGCCCCCGCCCCGGCCUCGCUCGCUGCCGGAACCUUUGGCUCCAGGCCGGGUUUCCGCGGCCGCUGGGUGUCCCAGCGCCAGCCCCAGCCCCAGCCCCGCCAUGGCGGCGGAGGGGAAGGAUCCGCUCGGCUACUUCGCGGCCUACGGCGGCGAGAGCAGCAGCUCCAGCUCGGACUCGGAGAGCGACGCGCCGCGCGCCGCCGGGGGAGAGGCGGCCGGGGCUGCUGGGGAGGCGGCCGGGGGCAGCCCGGGCCGGAAGCCGCGGCUGCCCGGGCCCGACGAGCUGUUCCGGAACGUGUCCCGGCCGCCGUCCUUUCUCUACAACCCGCUCAACAAGCAGAUCGACUGGGAGCGCCGGGUCGUGCGGGCGCCCGAGGAGGUGAGGCCCGGGGCGGGGACGGCCCCGCCCGCGAGGGGUCUCGGGUCGGCGCCAUACGAGGCGGGCUCUCGGCCUCCUAAGGAAUUCAAAGUGUGGAAGAGUAAUGCAGUACCACCACCUGAGAUUUACAGUAUUAAGGAAAAGAAGCCGCCACCACCUCCUGAGCUUGAUAUGGCAAUAAAAUGGUCCAACAUAUAUGAGGACAAUGGUGAUGAUGCUCCACAGCAAACAAACAAAGUUAACUUUUUACCAGAAGAGGAGCAAGAGCCUUCAGAAUCAGAUGAUGAAAAAGAUGAACCAGCUUCUGCUAAGAAACGCAAACUAGACAGUGGAGAAGAGACUAAGAGGAAGAAGUAAUAAGCAGGACGAACUGCAUUUGGCCCCCUAUGGAGACCUAGUGAACUUUGAUUCCUCUGCUGAAAUGGGAAACAAAUACACUUUCACCUAACUUAUAUCAUAUGUUGUUUAGAGAUUUUUUUAUUUCCAUAGAAUAUUUGCCACUUGGAAAGCACAAGAGUUCAUGGAUCAGUAUUGUGAUAAAACUUGUAUCCACUGAACAAAAAUUAAGUCCAUGUAAUCAAUUUAUUUAAAACACAAUCUUUUAAAGUAUUUGAUGAAUAUUUGUGCUCCUACAGGUUAUAAGGCUUUGUGGUAUUCUCUUUAUCCACAGACUUCUGAUGUGAGCUUUUCUCAGCUGACCUGCCAUCGUGCUAAAACCUUUUAUAAAGGAAGAUAUUUUUUAAAAUGUUGUUUUAAGUAAUGUACUGUGGUACAUGUUUAAUCAAUACUGUUUUGAAAUGUAUGUAAAGAGUGUAAAUACGUAGGUCAUCUGAAAUUAAAACUACAUGUGAAAAUGUAUAUAGCUUAGCUGUUUAAUAUGUAAUGUAAUGGACAAAUUCUAUAUGGUGUGUGUUUUAGCGGUAUGUUAGAGACGCUUGAUAGAUUCUUCAAGGUUUGGUGUGUAAUAAAUUGAGAGUUACGGCUUCAUUUAGGACACUGCCCUUCAAAAAUGUACUUGAAAAGUGGAGCUUGCUUUGAAAUCUAUGCUGGAUACCACCAUGGUGUUGCCUGCAGCAGUGGCUUAUGAGGUUAAAUGAUGUGAGGAAAAUUGUCAAUAUUGCAGAAUGGGGUCAAUUUAUGUAUUCUGUAUUCUCAAAGUGGAGAACAAAACUGACAUGCAGGCUAAAAACAGAAGUUGUCACGGCUCAACUUCACCACACAAAGAUUGUCAAAUGCAUCUCCUUCAGUACAAAAUAGCAAUAUGAAGCUCAGGUGACUUUUAUACACAAGCAGAAACACAGGAGUUCUGCAGUAAGCAAGCAAUCUGGGUCUGUUCAUUGCUCGCAUUGCAGAAUCUAGUCAAGCAACAUGCCCUCCUGAUUCA